UCUUUGGGGUCUCCAGAACCUUUGGGGUCUCCAGGACAUUUGGGGUCUCCAUGACCUGUGGGAUCUUGGUGGCCCCAAGGGUGUCCAGAACCUCUGGGGGCUCAGUGAUCUUUGGGGUCUCCAGAACCUCUGGGGGCUCGGUGGCUUUUGGGGCUUGGUGGCCUUUGAGGUCUCCAGGACCUUUGGGGUCUUGGUGGCCUUUGGGGUCUCCAGGACCUUUGGGGUCUCCAGGACAUUUGGGGUCUCCAGGACCUUUGGGAUCUUGGUGGCCCCAAGGGUCUCCAGAACCUCUGGGGGCUCGGUGGCCUUUGGGGCUUGGUGGCCUUUGGGGUCUCAAGGACAUUUGGGGUCUUGGUGGCCCCAGGGGUCUCCAGAACCUUUGGGGUCUCCAGAACCUUUGGGGUCUCCAGGACCUUUGGGGUCUCCAUGGCCUCUCUGUCCCCACCGAACCCUGGGGACAAGGACGUUUCUCCAUGGGGACAAAACCUGGCAGGGCGUCCCCCGAGCCAGCCCUGGGGGAUGGUGGCCUGGCUGAGGUCCUGGUGGCCCCGUUCGGGGUGUCCCCAUGUCCCCACGAGCCUGUCCCCACCCCGCAGCUGCUGCCCAAGCACUGCGCGGCCACCAUCAGCAGAGCCCGCGGCAAGAAGAGCCCGAAGCAGCCGCCCCGCAAGGGGGACCCCGGCAGGGACAGACCGGGGACAGAGAGCCAGCGGAGGGACAGGACCCUGACCACCAACAUGGACAAGCUGCACCUGACCCUGUCCGAGCUGUCCCUCAGCCUCAACCACGUCCCCAGCUUCACCGUCUUCGGUCACACGGUGACACCGGCCGAGUACCUGAGCGGCCACCUGGAGACGCGCCUGGCCAG
Molecule: messenger RNA, 868 nt
Organism: Cyanistes caeruleus (blue tit)
Lineage: Eukaryota; Metazoa; Chordata; Aves; Passeriformes; Paridae
Source: RefSeq, a predicted model, not a curated record